AUGAACACGUACAACACGCAAGGACACCCGCGGUGGGAUCUCAGCGACCUCAAUCUCGACCGCCCGAACCUCACCGAGCUCUUGCCCCAGUUGCAGAAUCAUCAGGUUCGAGAACGGGAGUGGAACAGCAACCUGACAAACGUUGUCUCGGCGCCCUUCGGUUUCCGCCGCACCCCCGAGCACCCCACGCUGUUUCGAUACGUUAAUGGGGCGGAAACAGACCUAUGGGACUCGGCGUUGGCAGAUGGGACACGGUUUCGCGACGUACCGAUGCAAAAGCCGCUCGUUGCCAUGGUGGUGAUGCGCAAGCACGGAGCCAAUGCCAACAUGGAGACGCAGAGGAACAGCGUUGGAACCCACAACCCCGACCUGACAACGCUCCUGUCAGAAGGCCUCGUGGACGACCCGACGACCACCCUCCGUGUACUUUCCUUGGCCGGCGAGAUCAAGGUCACUCGCAUCAGGGCUCGCAACGGCAAGCUCGUCAUUGCAGUAGACCCAGACAACGACGUGGAGUUGACGGAGGACAUGGCCACGCAUUACUCCAUUCCGUCCGCCUCGGGGGACAAGGCCAAACUCGUCCGUGUCGACGAGGGUAUCAAGUGGACCGCAGGCUUGUCCAAAGCGGUCAUCUACCUGCAGUCACAGUAUGAAUACUGCGGCGGGUACUUGUCGGCCUCCGUGCUGGGCACGCGUUUCUGCCGGAUUGUGAUGGCAGAUUCGGGGCACGUCAUUCUCGAGGUCUCAUCUGCUUUCUUAAUUGCGGCGACGACCACAGCGCUACGCAUACAUGAUUUCUUGAACGAUCAGACCAACGUGGCCAGCCUACCAUGGGACAUGUGUGACGACCACCCCGGGGCGUUUCCAGAACACUCGUGGAACACCGAUGCCAUGGACCGUCUGCUGCAGCUCCACAAAGUGGCCGCCGACAUCCUGACCUCGCAUACGGCAAGCCACGCCGACCAGCCGUUCUGCCGUCUCACGCCAGUUCGAGACCUCGCGGGCGUGAGAGAGCUAUUGGAGGAGAUCGCGUCGUCGUCCUUACCGGCUCCGCUGGACAAGGACGAUGACCUGCGGAUAUCGCGGGCUGUGAAAGGCGAGCCGGGGCCAUCUGCUCUUGGCCUAGGUCCUACCACCCGGUCCCAAACGAUGUCUGGCGCUACGUCAGAAUCAGGUAUCCAGCGAUCGACCGCUCCGCCGGCAUAUCAUGGCCAGUCCGACCUGCAGGAGGACACCACGGUCAGACGCUGGCGCGAGUCGCUUCCCGCUGUUCUCGACACCUCGCCAGGCGUGCCACCUAUCCUGACGUCGCCGCCCGAGCUCGCGUUCGAGGACGGUGUGAUCGCGGACGACAAGGAGUGGGACAGUGUGCUCGAGGCACACGACAUGCCGAUGGACCUCGAGCGUGGACGCGAGUGGGUCAGGCAGCAUGUCGCGCCUGAUUCCGACUUUGAGAGCGAUGACGAGGGCGAGCAUGUCCUUCUCGCUGACAUGCUCAAAGCACUGGAGGAACGCAACGUGAGGGUCACGCUCGUCCACACGGACAAGAUGGACCGCCUGGUGGGCGUGAUAGAGAAGGCGGUGUGCGCCUGA
Molecule: messenger RNA, 1593 nt
Organism: Apiotrichum porosum
Lineage: Eukaryota; Fungi; Basidiomycota; Tremellomycetes; Trichosporonales; Trichosporonaceae
Exons: 2
Coding region: 1-1593 (530 amino acids)
Source: RefSeq, a predicted model, not a curated record